This is a messenger RNA of Homarus americanus (American lobster), 1059 nucleotides long. RefSeq lists its product as uncharacterized. The coding region runs from base 1 to 1059 and encodes 352 amino acids. Lineage: Eukaryota; Metazoa; Arthropoda; Malacostraca; Decapoda; Nephropidae. The record is from RefSeq and is a predicted model, not a curated record. The transcript is spliced from 2 exons.
AUGAGUGGAAUGGACAGACACAAAGGUGUACGACGUUUCGAAAAUGGUAAUGCAAAGAGAAAGUCAUCUAAAGAACGUGCUGAGAGAGAAGCUAAAGAAUUUACAAAAACACGUCGACUGACUGAAUUCUUCACUCGUCCAUCAGCUUCAGAACAUCUAGUCAGUGCUUCUGCAAGCUCAUCUUCAAGGCAACCAGAACAAGUACCUGCAUGUGAUGCAUCAGCUUCCUCUUUAUAUGGCAGCUCUAGCCUAUCUACAGGGGGAAAUGACCAGACUGCCGAGGAGAUUGAAAUUGAAUCAAAGCAUGUGCCUCCUGAAGUGCAAAUGGCAACUACACAAAAUUAUGACAUUGACAUUAGCUUAUGGUCAGAACAUUUGACAAAACAAUUUAUUGAUUAUUGGGCUGCGAACGGUUCUGAGCAUCUCCACCACAAAUGUACACCAGCCAUGUUUGAGCGAAGGAAUCGAAAUGGGGAAGUUGUAAAGCGUUCUUGGCUUUGUUUCUUCCCCACAAAUGGGCGGGUCUACUGCUUCUUUUGCAAGCUAAUGGGUGUUUCAAGAUCUCAAUUCACAUCUGAUGGGUUCUGCGACUGGAAGCAUACUAAUAGGCUUGUUGCCCAUGAACAAUCAAAGGACCACAUUCAAGCAGUUUUGUCAGCAGCGAGUCGUGCAAAGGGAGCUGGAGAGCUUUUGGCCGAGUAUGUUGAUUUCCUCGGGCAACACAUCCAGAAUCAUGCUAAUCGUGGCACUGGUCAUACAAACUAUAUUUCUUCAACCAUCUGUGAAGAGAUUGUCAGACUAAUGGGCAAUGAAGUACUGAACGAAAUUAUCUCACGUAUAAAACUCUCAAAAUAUUACAAAAUGUCUCUAGAUUCCAUCCCUGAUGAAGGCCAUAUUGAUGAACUAACUCUGAUAAUCAGAUACAUGGAGCAUGACACACCUGUUGAAAGAUUUGUGAAAUUCUUGUCAAAUCAAGGACACAAGGCUCAAGAAAUGUUUGAAGGUUUGAUGAAGUUUCUUGCAGACAAUGACAUUGACAUUCAAAAUUGUCCUGGGUAA